Messenger RNA from Rhinopithecus roxellana (golden snub-nosed monkey), 3513 nucleotides. RefSeq names its product ATP/GTP binding protein like 3 (gene AGBL3). Bases 233 to 2998 code for a protein of 921 amino acids. The transcript is spliced from 17 exons. Gene Ontology annotation, molecular function: zinc ion binding; metallocarboxypeptidase activity. Lineage: Eukaryota; Metazoa; Chordata; Mammalia; Primates; Cercopithecidae. The record is from RefSeq and is a predicted model, not a curated record. Gene Ontology annotation, biological process: proteolysis.
GUUGCCUGGUGACGAGAGUCGGGGGCGUGGCUGGGGCUGCGGAUCUCCAGUAGUAGCGUACCCUCUAGCGGCUGGACCCUGGGUUCUCCGCUAGAUCCCGAGAUAUUGCAGACGACUGGCCUGACCAGAGGACUCGGCCAGGAUCUAGGUGCUGGCCCCAACGGGACGGUGAGAAAUUGUUUUACAGCCCACCCGUGUAUUACAAGAAAUCUCAAGUCAAACACUGGAAGAGAUGUCAGAAGAUUCAGAAAAGGAAGACUAUUCAGACAGAACAAUCAGUGAUGAAGAUGAAUCGGAUGAGGAUAUGUUCAUGAAAUUUGUAAGUGAAGAUUUUCAUCGGUGUGCACUUUUAACAGCUGACUCUUUUGGUGAUCCCUUCUUCCCCCGGACUACACAGAUACUAUUAGAAUAUCAGCUAGGGAGAUGGGUGCCACGUCUUCGUGAACCACGGGAUUUAUAUGGUGUCUCUUCUUCUGGUCCACUGAGCCCAACACGGUGGCCAUACCAUUGUGAAGUCAUCGAUGAAAAAGUCCAGCAUAUUGAUUGGACUCCUUCUUGUCCUGAGCCAGUGUAUAUCCCAACGGGCUUAGAAAUGGAACCCCUUUAUCCAGACUCCAAGGAAAAUACUGUGGUUUAUCUAGCUGAAGAUGCUUACAAAGAGCCCUGUUUUGUGUAUUCCCGAGUUGGGGGUAACCGAACACCUUUGAAGCAACCUGUGGAUUACCGUGACAAUACUUUGAUGUUUGAAGCAAGGUUUGAGAGUGGUAAUCUACAGAAGGUCGUCAAAGUGGCAGAAUAUGAAUACCAAUUGACUGUACGCCCUGACCUCUUCACAAAUAAACACACCCAGUGGUACUAUUUCCAAGUCACUAAUAUGCGAGCAGGAAUAGUCUACAGAUUCACUAUUGUCAACUUCACCAAACCUGCUAGUCUUUACAGUCGGGGUAUGCGCCCACUGUUCUAUUCUGAAAAAGAGGCCAAGGCUCAUCAUAUUGGCUGGCAGAGAAUAGGAGACCAAAUCAAGUAUUACAGGAACAACCCAGGCCAAGAUGGGCGCCAUUAUUUCUCUCUUACAUGGACAUUUCAAUUUCCACACAACAAAGAUACCUGCUACUUUGCUCAUUGCUAUCCAUACACUUAUACCAACCUGCAAGAAUACCUUUCUGGCAUCAAUAAUGAUCCAGUACGGUCAAAGUUUUGUAAAAUACGUGUUUUGUGCCACACGCUUGCUAGGAACAUGGUGUAUAUUUUAACAAUCACUACCCCCUUGAAGAACUCUGACUCAAGAAAGCGGAAGGCUGUGAUUCUGACUGCAAGGGUCCAUCCAGGGGAAACCAACAGCUCUUGGAUCAUGAAAGGCUUCCUAGAUUAUAUUUUAGGAAACUCAAGUGAUGCACAGUUGCUUCGGGACACUUUUGUCUUCAAGGUGGUACCCAUGCUCAAUCCAGAUGGUGUGAUUGUGGGAAAUUAUCGCUGUUCCUUAGCUGGACGGGAUUUAAACCGUAAUUAUACGUCUCUCCUGAAGGAAUCUUUUCCUUCUGUAUGGUAUACCCGGAACAUGGUUCAUAGACUGAUGGAGAAACGAGAGGUUAUUUUAUACUGUGAUCUUCAUGGCCAUAGUAGGAAAGAGAACAUCUUCAUGUAUGGCUGUGAUGGUAGUGACAGAUCUAAGACAUUAUACUUACAGCAACGAAUCUUCCCACUUAUGCUAAGCAAAAAUUGUCCAGAUAAAUUUUCAUUCUCAGCUUGCAAGUUUAAUGUCCAGAAAAGCAAAGAAGGAACAGGAAGAGUGGUAAUGUGGAAAAUGGGAAUCAGGAACAGCUUUACCAUGGAGGCCACCUUUUGUGGAUCUACUCUGGGUAAUAAACGAGGCACUCAUUUCAGCACAAAAGACCUGGAAUCAAUGGGAUAUCAUUUUUGUGAUUCUCUCUUGGACUAUUGUGAUCCCGACCGGACCAAGUAUUAUCGGUGCCUGAAAGAAUUAGAAGAAAUGGAAAGACAUAUAACACUGGAAAAAGUCUUUGAGGAUUCAGAUACUCCUGUGAUAGACAUUACAUUGGAUCUAGAGUCUAGUAGCCGAGGCUCUGACAGUUCAGAAUCCAUUGACUCUCUGACUGACCUUCUCAAGUUAACUUCUCAGAAAAAGCAUUUGAAAACAAAGAAGGAAAGGAAUUCUACUACAGCAAGCCACCAAAAUGCCAGAGAAGGACAAGAGGUUUAUGAUAGAGGACAUUUACUGCAAAGACACAAACAAUCAAAUUCUGAUGUGAAAGAUACAAGGCCAAAUGAACCAGGUGAUUGUAUGGUUGAUUAUUUCAGAAGACAGUUACCUAAUCAAGGUUUGGAUCUGCACCACAACUUAAAAAGCAAAAUAAAAGAAUGCAUAUCUUUCCAAAGCAAGAAGACUGGCAUAAAUUGGACAGAUGAUGAAAAAAGAAGCUACAAGGAUAAAGGAAUAGUUCAAACUCAAGAAAUAUUGCAGUAUUUGCUCCCCAUCAUGCAUAAUCCUAAAAACAUGCAAACCACUCAGAUAAAACAGCUAUUCAAUCCAAGAACCAACUUCCAAAUCCAACAUCAACUAAAUCCAGCUACUUGCAGAAAUAUAAAGAAAUACAGCACACCUUGGACAGCACCCAGAAAUCACCCUUUUGUAAUCCAAGGGGAUGUUAUGGCAAACUCUUCAGAAUGGGUCCAGUCUAAGCCCCAUGGGUCAUUGGAAAGUUUAUCACCUCUCAAAGGCCCCAAGAAGAAUAAACAUUCUCAAAUCUGGGCCAUAAAGAAUGAAGACAUAAAACCUCUCAGCAGCAAGUGGGAGACUGCUUCUUCAAACUUUGGAAUGGAUGCAAAUGUUCUAAAAUAUAAGAGUCUUCAAGCUGAAGAAACUAACCAGCAAAGCUCUAAGCAUACAGCCCUCCAUCAAACUAAAAAUAAGGAUGAGCAGGCCAAUAAGAAUGAUGGACAACCCACCUUAUAUCUGAAGUUCCAAAGGGAGAGUUAAUCUAGUUUUACACUGCUCUGAGAACUGUGAAUGAAGGAUAACAUAUGGUUAUGUGGUAAAAAGAAAAAAAGGAAAGCCCUCCCCUUCCCCUUUCCCUAUCUCUCCCCCUACACGUGCAUAUGCAUAAACUACAAAUUUUAGAUAUCCCAUUUUCUGUAGUGGGAACAUCUUUCAGAGAUUUAAAAAGAAAUCCAGAGAAAAUACGGAAAAAUAUUAAAGUAGAUAUUUAUAUUUAGUUUUUAUCAGCAUGGAAAAAAAUCUCUGAAGUUUUGAUUUCUUCCAAAACUACUUAUGCAUUCGACACCAAAAAACUUAAGAACUCAAGGUAGGAAUGACAUGUAAUAUGUCACUGAUUUUUAACCUCCCUACUAGACACUUUAAUGAAUCAGUCAACAAACAUCAUUUCCUGAUUUUCUGUUAUAUCAAAGGUGUGCUAGGAACCAUUUCUCUACUAGGAGAUGACCACAUACUUGUACGGAUAAAACAUACCUGAAUAAAAUGAUUACAGAAUAAGA